GUCGCGCCUUACACGCACGCCCCUCCAACAUGGAGAAUCCUUUCUUGUCAUGGCCUUGCAUAACUAAAAGCAGGGCUGGGACCUCAGCUUUACAUUUAUUUUCUGCGGCUGAAACGCUCCAUGCGCAGAUUGCCCGCCUUAGCCCGGAUUCGCAACGAGGAAACGAGAAACGAGUUCUGUCGCCAUCAAGCCACAGCCGGCGAUUUCUCCAGGGCCUGGUUGGCUUGAACAAUGCUUGGAUCUGGAGCCCACGCGUUCCGUUCCGUUUCGCCCCCUACUAAGCCAACGACGCCGGUGUUGUGAGUGCCGCUAUCGACGCCGACAGCGCCUCGCCGGCAUUGGACAGCCACUACCGUCAAGAUGCUUUCACAUACUAAAUUCUGCAGGAUCCCCGCUUCGGGCUCUGUACGGUGUAAUUAGCUCUGUUUUUUGUUCAUUUUAUCCUACGCCUCUACGCUAGCCGUGAACGAGGGGAUCAAGACACCAGCAAAGCAACGUUGCUUUUUUAUUGUUUGGAAUAAAAACUUGAAAAAAAACGAGAAAGAAACGGAAAAGGGACCAGCGCAAAUCAAACCCAAAACUUCAACAACUUUUGGUUUUGCGAACAAUGAUUUCUCUUCUCAGCAGAGUGUACAAGGCGUUCGACCCGCCCUCGGCCGAAAAGCACGACAAGCCCAUCCGCUUCGGCAUUUUGGGCGCUGCUACUAUUGCGCCCAUGACGAUCAUCACGCCCGCCGUCUCGCACGCCGAAGUCGUAGUCCAGGCAAUUUCAGCCAGAGAUCGUGCUCGCGCAGAGGCAUUCGCCAAGAAACAUGGAAUCUCAGAUGUAAGGGACACGUAUGAAGAAAUCCUCCAAGAUGCAAACAUUGAUGCAGUCUUGAUUCCCUUGCCCAAUGGCCUGCAUUACGAAUGGGCCGUUCGCGCCAUCCGAGCCGGCAAGCAUGUCCUGUUAGAGAAGCCGUCUGUCAACAAUGAGGAAGAGGCUGCAAAACUGUUCAACAUGCCGGAGCUCUCACAACCCAAUGCGCCUGUUUUACUGGAAGCCUGCCACAGCCGCUUUCAUCCUGCUGUGCACAAAUUCCUAUCGUUUAUUACCCCCGGCGACGUUGUGCAUGUCUACACCGAUGUCAUGGUCCCAUGGCUUUUUAUCAACAAGGACAGAAUCGAGUUCAAUUACAAGCUUGGCGGUGGCAGCAUCAUGGCUCUCGGCACGUACAACUUUGCCAUGCUGCGCAUGAUUUUUGACGACGAGCCUGAAGAGUGUCUCUCUUGCGAUCCCACCGUUUGGGCGGAUGGCGUCCACGAUAAGUGCGACUAUCACUUCAAGUCCACGUUCCGGUUCCCCAAUGGCGGAAUCGCUGAGGCUACGGCGACCCUCCAAGGACCUAUCUUGUGGAAGCCAUCUGAGGCUCGAGUCACGCACAAGGACGUCGUGGUUCCUGAUGCAUCCCUGCCGGAUACGCAAGAAAAGGUCAAGACGCGCAAGGUGACUCUUCACGGCUACAUGCACGCCGUUUUGUGGCAUCGCAUCGAUGUCGAGGACUUGUUUGUUAUCCGCAACAAGGCUGACGGUCAGCCGAUUAAGAAGUGGACAGAAAAGGCAAGCCACAAGGCCUACAGCUUCCAGGAGGACGCCGGCAACAAGCUGGCGGACAUUCCAGGUGAGGACUGGUGGAUGUCGUACCGCUACCAGCUGGAGGAGUUUGUGAAUCGUAUCAAGGGGCGGCCGACAAACUACUGGAUCGAUGGGCAAGACUCGGUCAAACAAAUGAGAAUGGUGGAUAUGGCCUAUGCAAAGAGCGGUUUGGGUUUGAGACCCACGAGCGAAUUUUCCUGAUUUUUGGUCUACAAGCAAUAGAAAGCUGUUGUUGUUAGGUACGUAGCCAUGUCGGCUAUCAGCUGCGUGUCAUUUUGUUUUGAGUUUUUCAAGAACGUGUUUGAUAUCUUGUCAACUUUAUUUCUUCAUUAUCUUAAGAGUAACAAAAGAGCUAUUAGAAAAGGCAGACAUCAAUGAUAGGGUCAAUAUCUGUCAAGUCCAUUUACUAAAGUUAUACGAAUUCUUAGUCUACUAUCAACAUCAUCGUCUUCUACUUCAUCUUUACUGUCUAUAAGCAUAGCUCCUCUAUCCAUCUGGUGAACCUUGAGCCCCGAUCAAGAGUGUAUUAUAUCGCAGCAAUUUAGGGACCCGCGGGACCAAG
This is a messenger RNA of [Torrubiella] hemipterigena, 2198 nucleotides long. Lineage: Eukaryota; Fungi; Ascomycota; Sordariomycetes; Hypocreales; Clavicipitaceae. The record is from the annotation of a GenBank genome assembly.